GGAGCCGCCGGAGCCGCCGCGCCCGCGAUGGAGCCCAACAGCCCCCGCAAGAUCCAGUUCACGGUCCCGCUGCUGGAGCCGCACCUGGACCCGGAGGCGGCCGAGCAGAUCCGGCGGCGCCGCCCCACCCCGGCCAACCUGGUCCUGAGCAGUGACCAAUCGUCCCCAGAGAUCGACGAGGACCGGCUGCCCAACCCCCUGCUGAAGUCCGGCCUGGCCAUGUCCCCCCGGCAGAGGAAGAAGGUGUCCCGCAGCACCCCCACCAUGAAAGAGCUGCAGAUGAUGGUGGAGCAUCACCUGUGCAAGCAGGCGCAGGGCGGCGACGACGACGACGAGGUGGCGGCCACCGCCCGCUGUCCCCGCGGUGACAGCGACCCCGAGCACCGGCACAGCCCCGGCCCGGCCCCGGGCGGCCACCGGACCCCCGGGGAUGGGACCCCCCAGGCCGGGACCCCCCUGGCUGGGACCCCCCGGGCCGGGACCCCCGGGGCCGUGCGGCGCAGCCGGGCUGAGGACGGGACCCAUAUAGAGCCUGGGGACAGCGCGGGCAGCGGCCACUAG
This is a messenger RNA of Haemorhous mexicanus (house finch), 561 nucleotides long. RefSeq names its product protein phosphatase 1 regulatory inhibitor subunit 1A (gene PPP1R1A). Gene Ontology annotation, biological process: intracellular signal transduction. The coding region runs from base 28 to 561 and encodes 177 amino acids. Gene Ontology annotation, molecular function: protein phosphatase inhibitor activity. Lineage: Eukaryota; Metazoa; Chordata; Aves; Passeriformes; Fringillidae. The transcript has 7 exons. The record is from RefSeq and is a predicted model, not a curated record. Gene Ontology annotation, cellular component: cytoplasm.